AUGAUCGUGAUCCGACUUUUGUUGAUCUUUUUGGCGGCAAAUCUAACAAAUGGCGCCAAAAUUUUGUCGAUCUUUCAUACAGCAUCAAAAUCCCAUCUAAUUUUGGGAAAACAACUGAUGUUUGAACUGAAUAAAGCUGGACAUGAAAUUACAAUUAUCACGCCGUUUCCGAUAAAGAACCCGCCAAAAGGAAUAACGCACGUUCAUUUGGAGGGAAUUGAUACUGCUUUUGAUGAAUAUUUGGAUGACAUUUUUGACAGAAUCAACGAACAGGAAGAGUAUUUUAGAAAAGUAGAUGAAUUUUACGAAUUUGCUAAUUACGUGACGGCAGAUACUCUUCAACAUCCAAAUGUUCAAAAAUUGCUGAAAUCUGAUGCCACAUUCGAUUUGAUCAUCAUGGAAAUUUUCGUAAACGACGCAUUUGUGGGUUUUGGUCAUCACUACAAUUGUCCCGUUGUGGGAUUGUCUACAAUGGGAAUAACUCCGUGGGCAAUAGACUUUGUAGGUGCACCAGCUCCAAUGUCAUUCGUGCCAAUUUUCAUGAUACCAUACAAAGACAAUAUGAAUUUGCAAGAACGUAUAAUGAACAUUCUUGUAUCACUCUACGAACGUUAUCGCUUGUACACGAAAUAUAUCCCGGAACAGCAGGGGCAUUACGAAAUAGCUUUUCCAGGGAAUAAUAAGCCACCAUUGUCGGAAUUGCGGAAAUCCAUAGUUUCAUUGGUGUUACUAAAUACUCAUUUCUCGAUUAAUUUUCCAAAAGCACUUUUCCCGAACAUGAUUGAAGUUGGAGGAUUGCAAAUCAAUCCAAAUCCUGAACCACUUCCCGAAGAUAUCAAAAAGUUCAUUGAAAGUGCCGAGGAUGGCGUUAUUUACUUUUCCAUGGGAACCAAUGUCAUUCCUUCGAAAAUGACGCAAGAGAAAAGAAAUGCAAUUUUGAACUCUUUUGCUAAAUUUAAGCAAAAAGUCAUCUGGAAAUGGAACGAUGAAUCACUGCAAGUAGAUCCCACAAAGUUUUUGAUCAAAAAAUGGCUGCCACAAGACGCGAUUUUAGCACAUCCAAAUGUCAAAUUGUUCAUUACUCAUGGAGGUCUACUUAGUUGCACGGAAUCCGUUUACCACGGGGUCCCUAUCCUCGGUGUGCCAAUUUUCGGCGAUCAAUUAGCCAACGUAAACAACGCCAAGAAGGAAGGUUGGGGUACGUGGAUCGACUAUCGAAAUUUGACAGAAACAUCAUUCACGUGGGCCUUAAAUGAAGUCUUGAACAACCCAAAGUACACGAAAACAAUCAAAACCUCACAAAAAUUGUUCCGCGAUCAACCAAUGACUCCGCUUGAAACCGCCAAAUUUUGGGUCGAGUAUGUUCUACGACACAAUGGCGCCCCACACAUGAAGUCCCACGUAAAUAAGAUGAGCGUUAUCGAAUAUUACAACUUUGAUGCUUAUGCAAUACUGAUAAGUGCGAUUAUUUUGGGUAUCGCUCUGCCGAUAAUGCUGAUUAAAAAAAUCUUAUCAAUCAUCUGUCGACCGACAAGAAAGAUCAAAUCAAGCUAA
Culicoides brevitarsis is the source of this 1554-nucleotide messenger RNA. RefSeq names its product UDP-glucosyltransferase 2-like. Bases 1 to 1554 code for a protein of 517 amino acids. The transcript has 3 exons. The record is from RefSeq and is a predicted model, not a curated record. Gene Ontology annotation, molecular function: UDP-glycosyltransferase activity. Lineage: Eukaryota; Metazoa; Arthropoda; Insecta; Diptera; Ceratopogonidae.